GUGUCAAAAAUUGAUAUACAAAAACAAAACAAUAUCGCAUCAAUAUUCAUAGCAAAAGAAAGGUUUGCUGAAAGAUUACAUAUUUCUGAUAUAUUUACUUUAUUUUGAAGAAUUUGCAUUGAAAAUAGCAUUGAUGCGUAAAAGUUUCGAAAAGGUUUCUUCUACGAUACUCCGUACCUUUAAGAAUAUAUUGACAGUAGAUUUGCUGUCCACAGUAAAUACAACUUUUGACGAAAGGAGAAUGGUACGGUUCUUUCCAAACCCCUACGACGAUCACAAGCCGGGUAACUCUAUCACGAUUAACAAAGAAGAGUUCAUUAAUCAGAUCGGCGAAUAUACGAAUAAUAUUUCUAAACGCUUACAUCCUUCUCGCAAGAAUGUCGAUGGAGGUUUGUAUGUGGGCAUCACCGGCGUGUCUUACAUGUUUUAUUAUCUUUCUAAAAACACAGUGCUCUCGGAGAAUAAAUCCAUAUAUGUGCAAAAGAGCCUGGAAUACUUAAAACCUGCCUUAGAAGUGUCGGCCGGCGAUAAGACUUCAUUUCUCUUGGGCGAUGCCGGUACGUACGCGUUAGCCACAGUAUUAUACAAAGAGCUAGGCGACGAACACUCCGCCGAUAUGCUGAAGGCUUACAAAUCUCUUUACACUCAGUAUAUGAACCCCAAGUUCUUGAAAUGUGGUGGAGAUGAGUUCUUUGUCGGACGCGCUGGCUAUCUCGCAGGCUGCUUGUGGAUGAGCAGAGAACUUCAGACACCGGUUUUGACGAAUGAAGAGCUAUACAAGCUCUGUGACGUAAUUGUCGCCUCAGGAAGGGAUUACUCAAUGAGACACCAGAGCCCUUGUCCCUUGAUGUACCACUAUUACAAUACAGAGUACCUUGGUGCAGCACAUGGCAUUAGCUUCAUCCUGCAGAUGCUCCUGACUGUUCCUGGAUAUUUGAGAUACAACAAGUCCGCUGCUCAUGACAUUAAAUCAUCAGUAGAGUAUCUGGCUUCAUUGCAAACUGAUGAAGGGAACUGGCCCUGUUGCAUGGAGGAGAUUGGGCUGAGUGACCACAAGCUGGUGCAUUGGUGUCAUGGUGCCCCAGGAACCAUCUACCUAAUGGCUAAAGCUUAUUUAGUUUACAAAGAUCAAAGAUUUUAUGAUGCUUGUGUGAAGGCUGGUGAAGUGGUGUGGUCAAAGGGAUUGUUACGGAAGGGCCCUGGGAUUUGUCAUGGAGUAGGUGGCAAUGGUUAUGUAUUCCUUCUGCUUCAUAGAUUAACUGGAGACAAGAAAUACCUGCAUAGGGCCAAAAUGUUUGCUGAUUUCAUGGUGACUGAUGAGUUUAUUAGAGAUGCAAGGCUACCAGACAAUCCAGAGAGUUUGUAUGAAGGUUCUGCCGGUACUGUAUGCUUCCUGGCAGACCUCCUAGUCCCUGAUAAGGCAGAAUUUCCUUUCCAAGAUGUAUUCUCUACUUACAAUUUCUGAACCUGUUGAUUUUAAACGUGUUUGUUCCCUAUAGUCUAGUUAUUUAUUAAAUGUUUUCUGGCAAAAA
Molecule: messenger RNA, 1532 nt
Organism: Helicoverpa zea (corn earworm)
Lineage: Eukaryota; Metazoa; Arthropoda; Insecta; Lepidoptera; Noctuidae
Product: lanC-like protein 3 homolog
Exons: 1
Coding region: 134-1465 (443 amino acids)
Biological process (GO): peptide modification; carbohydrate metabolic process
Cellular component (GO): plasma membrane
Source: RefSeq, a predicted model, not a curated record